AUGGCGGGCAACACUCUUCCUCCCGAUGCUUUGCAACCACUGACUGUGGACGACACUGAAGUACCCACGCCAACAUCAAGAGUUUAUGAGCGCAUGUGGAGUUCAUGGUCCUACGAGUUCCUUGCAGCCACACUGUCCCUCGUCAGCUUCUCAUGCCUUGUUACGACACUGAUCUUGUUCGAUGACAAGCCACAGCGGGAGUGGAGCUAUCACUACGUCACACGUAACGCGGUCAUCGCUGCCAUCUCUACCAUCACUCGUGCUUCUUUACUUGGUACUGUCGCCGUAUCACUGAGCCAAAACAAGUGGACGUGGUUCUCAACCUCUCCUAGACACGGCCGCAAACUCCAGGAGCUGGAAACUUUCGACAACGCCUCACGCGGGGCCAUUGGUAGCCUGCAACUGCUCGGAACCGUCAAACACAAACACGUCGCCUCACUCGGCGCGCUGGUCACUGUAUUUGCCCUAGGGCUCGAUACCUUUUCUCAGAAUAUCCUCGGGCUAAGAUACGACAAUGUCCUCCACCCGGGGGUUCUGGGGGUAGGUGCGAUUUCGCGGAGCGAGAUUUACGACGCAUCAAAUUCAGCCCCAGAUGGAUGGGUCAAAGGUCUCAAUUUUGACAUGAAGGCCGCUAUUUCGAAAGGCCCCCUCGGCGGGAAUACUCCCAUACCCUCACCUGAUUGUCCGACAGGCAACUGCACAUGGCCAGUGGUGCCGGGCUUAGCCGUGUGCGGCGGAAACGUCCCUGGUGAAGCCGGUCGAAUCUAUAUUAGCCACUUCUCCAUCAUCAACUCCGCGUUCGCGGAGAUCACACCCGAGGAUAGCCUGACUGCCACCGAAUGCGCCCUCUGGUUCUGCUUGCGAGCAUACAACACUUCAAUCCGUUCCGGGGUUGAGCACGAGACGGUGGAAUCGGAAUGGGACGUCGCAACGCCGUUUUAUCCUUUGCAAUACGACUGGUUUGACACAAGAGGGAGACGCAACUUCACCAACAUUCCGUCCAUGUCCAGUAUCACCGACGAUAUGGUAUUUGGAGCGACGCACGCUGUUGUGCACAUGAUGAAUGUCACCGUUUCUGGACAGAUCACUGGAAACGUGACGUGGGGCUUGCAUGGUGGUAUAUUUCAGUAUGGCUCUGACAACACACAAAGCCUCUGGAACGCACGAAAGGAUUUGGAUUCCUGGACCAAGAACCUCGCCUUGGCUAUGACAAACGUCAUACGUACCAACGGAACGAACCUGACCAAGUCGGGCUCAAGGUAUGCUGGCUCCGCAACGUCAACGGAAGCUUUCAUCAAAGUUCGCUGGCCGUGGAUGGUAUACCUAGCUGCGAUGCUGCUGCUGGGCUUGAUCCAUUUCAUGGCGACCGUUUGGCAGGUGGCAAAGGGUACCACAUUCUCCUGGAAAGGAACCCCGAUUAUUCCGUUACUGUUGACUGUUGAGAGUGAAGAAGGCGGUAUAGAAUGCAUCAGUUCGGAUGGACAACUCAUGGAGGAGGUUCGGGAUAGACGUGUGAUGUUACGGAUUGAGAACGGAAAGGGCUGGCAUUUUAGUAACGCAUUUUGA
Molecule: messenger RNA, 1566 nt
Organism: Diplodia corticola
Lineage: Eukaryota; Fungi; Ascomycota; Dothideomycetes; Botryosphaeriales; Botryosphaeriaceae
Product: arginase family protein
Exons: 2
Coding region: 1-1566 (521 amino acids)
Source: RefSeq, a predicted model, not a curated record